Molecule: messenger RNA, 313 nt
Organism: Staurois parvus
Lineage: Eukaryota; Metazoa; Chordata; Amphibia; Anura; Ranidae
Source: the annotation of a GenBank genome assembly
AUGUAUGUGAAGUGCUUUGAUACAGUAAUGUUUUACUAUGUGAUUUUAGUGAAUUUAGUGAAUGUCACUUUUUCACAUUUUUAAAUUUCCCGCCGUUCCGUCCCCGUACAUCCUGACGUCGCAGGGAACGGAACCCAGAAGACGGAUGCUGGAAUCAUCCAGAGGACAUUGCCGGGGACACUGCAGGGGGGACAUCGCAGGAGCGCAGGACAAGGUAAGUGUAGAAAAGAUCCCAGAGCAGCACUGCAAGGUAUUCCCGAAUGUAGCUCGGGGUUACCGCUUGUGCUACACUCGGGAAUACCUCCAGGGAGGU